This is a messenger RNA of Hermetia illucens (black soldier fly), 1642 nucleotides long. RefSeq names its product phosrestin-1 (gene Arr2). Gene Ontology annotation, biological process: G protein-coupled receptor internalization; signal transduction. The transcript is spliced from 3 exons. NCBI's taxonomy places the organism in Eukaryota, Metazoa, Arthropoda, Insecta, Diptera, Stratiomyidae. The record is from RefSeq and is a predicted model, not a curated record. Gene Ontology annotation, cellular component: cytoplasm. Gene Ontology annotation, molecular function: G protein-coupled receptor binding. Bases 137 to 1336 code for a protein of 399 amino acids.
UUUAGCACACUUCUGAUAUUUCAGUUGUGGAACGAACUUUAAAAUAUUUUUUCCGAAAUCAAACAUAUAAAUUAAGUUAAUUAUUACAAUUAAGUGUUAAAUUAGUGCUUCUUUGGUUCUAAUCUAAACACCCAAAAUGGUUGUGUCUGUGAAAGUUUUUAAAAAGACUACUCCAAAUGGAAAAGUUACGUUCUACCUGGGACGCAGGGAUUUCAUAGAUCACUUGGAUUAUUGUGACCCGAUCGAUGGCGUUGUCGUCGUGGAUAAGGACUACUUGAAGGAACGUCGCGUCUUCGGACAAUUGAUUACCACCUACCGAUAUGGACGCGAAGAAGAUGAAGUUAUGGGAGUUAAAUUUUCCAAGGAACUCAUCCUCUGCAAAGAGCAGAUUGUUCCUUUGGUUAAUCAGAAUAUGGAAAUGACUCCACUCCAGGAGAAAUUGGUCAAAAAAUUGGGACCCAAUGCAUUUCCAUUCACCUUCCAAUUCCCACAAGGUGCUCCUAGCUCAGUCACUUUGCAAGCUGGCGAAGAUGACUCAGGCAAACCUCUCGGUGUUGAAUACACCAUCCGCGCUUAUGUCGGUACCAAUGAAGAUGACCGCCAGCAUAAGCGCAGUCAAGUCAGCUUGACCAUUAAGAAACUACAGUAUGCUCCAGCAUCUCGUGGUCGACGUCUUCCAAGUUCAUUAGUUAGCAAGGGAUUCACCUUCUCGCAAGGCAAGAUCAAUUUGGAAGUAACAUUAGAUCGAGAAAUUUAUUAUCAUGGGGAGAAAGUUGCGGCUACAAUUCAGAUUACCAACAACUCAAGGAAGGCCGUGAAGAAUAUCAAAUGCUAUGUCGUUCAACAUUGCGAAGUUACUAUGGUCAACGCUCAAUUCAGUAAACAUGUUGCUUCUCUGGAAACUCGUGAAGGUUGUCCAAUUACACCUGGAGCUAAUCUGACCAAGACUUUCUAUCUGGUUCCAUUAGCAUCCAGUAACAAAGAUCGACGAGGUAUUGCUUUGGAUGGACACUUGAAGGAUGAGGAUGUGAACCUGGCCUCCUCCACUUUGGUCGCUGAAGGAAAGUCAACCGCUGACGCUAUGGGUAUUGUGAUCUCCUAUUCCGUUCGUGUUAAAGUCAACUGCGGAACACUUGGCGGUGAAUUGGUUACAGAUGUACCAUUCAAGCUGAUGACUCCAGCACCAGGAACAAUCGAAAAGGCCAGAGUUAAUGCAAUGAAGAAAAUGAAAUCCAUCGAGGCUCAUCGUUAUGAAAACUCUCACUACGCCGACGAUGAUGAUAACAUUGUUUUCGAAGACUUUGCUAAGAUGAGGAUGAGCGCAGCGACUGACUAAAUAUGGAAGGAACCACUCAUAAGGAGAUAAUUAACCUCACGAAAAUGAAUAAUGCAUUAUAAAGAAUCUCUACGAAAUUAUUAAACUGCAAAGAUAUAAUUUUAUCGGCUUCAAUGGACCAAGAAGCAAAUAUAGGAAAAAUAAUACGAAAUAACCUCUACUCUAUGGAUUGACUGUUAACGUUAUCUACUAAAGAUUUUAUUUAAAUGUUAAUGAAACACAAGUGCAUAUCUGUUAAGCAAUCUGAGGAAACUGCAAAGAUUGAAUAAAAGAAAUUUUCAAUAUAUUUACUAUACGACGGUUAAA